AUGAGCGCUAUUCCGGCACGAGACGGGAGGCGAUUGGAGGAUCCCGUCGCACCGAUCGAGGCUCCUGUUGCAGAGGAGACGGCGCAGCUUCAGCCGCCCUCCGCAUCGCGCUUCUCGCAGUUGCAGAGCAGCCCGAGCGGGCUAUCACAACAUCUUGGGCUCCUGUCUGUUCAUGAGAAUCCGUUCGACAGACUGGUUGAACGAGAGGGCGCACUCUUUAAUGAUGAUGGGGAUCAAAUAUUCUUCACGGCGGGCGAUCAGCCGCGCGAGUUUCCUCAAGAUACAGCUCUUGCGCGAGCUAAUCUGCAUCACGAGCUCGAGACAAUGCGGCUGUACGAUCACACAUUGUUCGCAAGGACAUCGUCGGAUGCAGGUGGGACAGGCUCGCGUGGUGCAGCUCUCGACGAUGGUGAUGAGACGGGCGAGGACUCGACUCUAAGCAAUACAGUGGCAGCUUUACGCGCCAUGGGACUGGAUGGUGGAGAGAGUGAAGCAUCGGAUGACGAGGACGGCGCGCGUGGGUUCGCCAUCAACGCGCGAUCUGAAACGGGCACAUCCGUCGACUGGCAGCCGUACGGUUCGAAAGUCAUGUUCCUGCUUAUCAUGGCAUGCAGUCAGCCGCGAUUGAGAUUAUCUGACGAUCACAUCCGCUUGAUCUUAUCGCUUCUCAAGGAUCUCGACGUUUCCGGUGUUCCGUCGUUCAAAGCCUUUCGUGCAAAGCAGGUAAGUAUAUCAAAGGAACUUGACAUUCAGAGCAAGCUGCAUGUCUCUUCACUCGACAAUCACUUCUACUCCAACGAACCUCAUACACUCUUCAAACUUGAUUGGGCCAAUCCACUCGUCCGCCCGCACAUUCACGUAUACCCCAACAUCUCCUCCAAAGGUGUUUCGGAAACAUUUGAGGCUGAGAAAUGGGUGAAGGAAGUUCCGUUCUCGGAUCUGUCACCCAUGUGGGCCGAGUGGAAGUCUGCGCCACAACGCCACUUCUUCGUGAAUGAGCUCGCAAGCUUGAAGACUGGCCACGCAGUCAUACCGCAGCGAUGGAUUACUUGUGAUGGAGUUGACCAUGUUGAUUGUCUUGUUGUGACGGUGGGUUUAGGCGACAAGUUGCAUGUUGCCGCCGAGAGCACGAUACGGGUGGCUUGCAGUGCACUGCAGUACAACUAUCUUGAUCUACAGCUACAGCGCGGUGGUGUUCCUUUCGUCUGGGAUGAUGCCUCGGCAGACUGGCCAAGUCGAAUGCCGAACCCCCUUCGGGUGAAGGCUGAUGGACGUCCAAUGUUCACCAUACGAGCCUGGGUUUGGGGUGAUGAUGUGUCUGGUAACCGGUCAAAACAGUAUAAUGCGCAUACGAACGUCUACAUCGCAAAUGCGAGCCUCACAUCAGCGAAGCUCAGGCAGGAGUAUUUCGUACGCUUCUCCUCAACAUCGCAGCAUGCCUCUUGUCCGGAGCAGUUUGCAGCAACUGUCGAGGAUAUGCGCUCCGAUCUGUGGCAUGAGGCAUAUGACUGCCUUUUACGCACACCCAUCUUGUAUUGCAUUCUCGCUCACGGCCUACCGGCAGACAACCCUCAGCAGGCCGAGAACUCUUCAGUCGUAGGGUCAAAAGGCAACAAAAACUGCCGCUAUGACAAGUUGGGUGGGACUGAGGUUCAGCGCGAGUCGACUGAGGGGUAUCAUGAACAUUUCAGUCCUGGCGAGCCUCGCACACCUGCAGAAACUAUCGCGACGAUAAAGGAGAUGUACAACCUUGCAUUUGACGGAAGUACAACAAAGCUCAAAGAGCUCCAGGCGGAAACCGGAGUGAAGGAUCGCAUUGCAGAGCACUGGCUGGCUGAGAUCAGCACGCUUGUACAGCAGCAGACCAAGCUGCGGAUAACUGAUAAGCGUAUGAAGGACCCACGAUUGCACUCGAAGAAGACGUCAAAGGAAGAGCGGGCGGUCAUACGAGCGGAGAUCAAGGCGGUCAUCGCACAGGAGGCUCGCGUGUGGCUAUACUCGCAGCCGGCGCAUUCGUUCAAUGCACUCCCCGCAGACUCUGAUCAGCGGCAGGCUAUCCGUGCCGGUGAUCAUUACAACCAGCUGUUGGUUGUUGACGGGCUUAAUCCUCAUCAAGACUCGCCCAUCGAGAAGCUGCAUACCAUACUUAUCGUUUCCGAUAAGUAUAUCUGGUACGAGACGACAAAAGGCUGGAACGUUGCCAAAGACAGCGACUUUGCCAUCUGGCUCGCUUCCUCGUCAAUUGACGGAUUGACUCUUCCUCCCAUUCGCGCCGAGUACAUGACAAAGUACAAGAAUUCGCUGAUAGGAAAGCAUUUCAAGGUACUUCAGCAACUCGCGAUCUUUCAUAUGACAACAAACCUCUGUUCGGACUCACUGCUUCGGGUAUGGCGAGCCACGGGAGAACUCGGAGCGCUGAUGUGGUACACUGACAUCAAGAACAUGGAUGAGUACAUGAGCGACCUUCGGCAAUGCAUUGCGAACCUCCUGGACGCUUGGAGUGAGUAUGACCCACGCAAGAUCAUCACGAAGAUGAAGCUGCACACCGUCACGCACUCGCCGGAUGAUGCCCGGCGCUUUGGGCCCUUCGGGUUGUUCGAGACCGAGGUGUACGAGUGUUGGAAUGCCAUAUUCCGAAUGUGCAGUGUCCUCUCAAACCAUCUUGCCCCGAGUCGAGACAUUGCACAGGACCUCGUAGCGAUGGAGUCGUUCAAGCACAUUGUCAGUGGCGGGUGGUGGUACAACAAGGACGCGAAAGAGUUUAUCCAGGCUGGUCGUCGGAUACGCGAGCACAUGUUGCGGUCUCCCGAUCUACAGCGGCGCCUCGGUUGGUCCGAGAGAACAGCCUUGCCAGCCGGUUCGGUCAAGCUUGUAUCAAAGAAGGCGCGCAUAGCAUUGGAAACGGAAAUCCUGGUCACGGGUAUCAGUGACUGUGACGACAACAUAGCGGCAGAGCUAUACCAGUUAUCCUUAUCUUGGUGCCCUUGCAAAUACGCGGUCAGUGCGAGUGGCGAGCCGUGCUUCCAAGGGUCGUGGGUUUUCUUCACUGCGAUGCCAGCUGAGGUACCGUUGCCCGAUGCUGAGGCAGACCACACUAUGGAGAUUGACGGUAGCGACACCGAUCGAGAACCCACGCGCACACUGUGCGGCCGUAUAGCCCAUGUUGUCGUGCCGUUUGACCAGCAAAUCGCGGAGGACGCCAUCAUCGUUGUCGAGUGCUUUCACCUUGGCAAAGAUCGUGAUGAUCGUCUUGGAAUGCCGAUUCUUCACCGCUCGCAUAGGACUCUGCUUAUCAAACCUCACAGCAUCCUGUUCAAGUUCAAUGCCCAACACGAUUGCCGUGCUGGAGAUUGCACGAUUGCGACGCGCAUGCAGCGGGUCCAGCAAGAACGUGUCUCGUUCAACCGCAAUGUGCGGUUCGUCCAGCACAACAACGAUGACCGCUUCUUGCUCAACACGCACACAUUACACAAUGCAUCUGCCCUCCAUGAGAUCCUCCCGCGCCAUCUCACGAAACCGGUUCCAUACUUCGACCCCGCGGAGCGCGAAGCACGCCACAGCGAGUUCGCCAUGCAACUGCAGGAGACGGGUCCAACAAAACGCGCGGAGACAGCAGCUAAAGCCAAGGCCACGCGUGCUAAAAAAAAGGCUGCCGCCGAGGAGAAGCGCGUACGCGAGGAACAUAUAGCUGCACGAGAGAGGGAGGCGGAGCGGCGGGCCGAGGCAGGUGAACACGAACAUGAAAGCAGCAGCGACGACGACGACGACGAUACUCGUUCACUCGCAGGUGAUGGGGGUGCCUUGUCGGGCAAGGAUGAUUCAGAUACAUCUCACGAGGACACGGACUCGGACUAUUGA
Molecule: messenger RNA, 3858 nt
Organism: Peniophora sp. CBMAI 1063
Lineage: Eukaryota; Fungi; Basidiomycota; Agaricomycetes; Russulales; Peniophoraceae
Source: the annotation of a GenBank genome assembly